UGUUGACAGCGUACUGCGGUAAGAUGAUGCAGAGCAUAAACCCCGCGUUGACUGAAAUAUCCCGGGAAAAACUAACAAACACGCAUCUCACAACUUUACAGGAUUGGACAAAAGCUUUGCGGGAUGACGCGUUCAGGGCCAGUGCCCAUGAAGAUGUUAUUAAAAAUCUCCAUGCAGUCCUUUCAAGAUUGUCUGUGGAGAUUCAGAGCUUGAAUGAUGUUGUGGAUCCACAGGAGGAAAGUGUGUCACUCCUCCUUAAGCUCACCACAGAGUGUUUCAGAGCACAAAGAAAUGCCUGUGUGCAGUGCACUCCAAUUCAGUGCACACUAAGAGAUCAAGGAUCUAUCAAGUUGUCUUUUGAGAUUUUGUGUAAACUCAUUAAGCUUUCAUCAGGAGGGUCAAAUAACGUUUAUGAUGCGAUCCGAUGCGGUAUUCAGUUUCUUGGUAACAUCGCUGUUGGAAACCAGCUCUGUAAAGAUGACAUCUGGAAGCUCGGUUUUCCGCACAUCUUUUGGAACCUGUUGGACCUCCCAGAUGAGAAAGUUGUCUCGUACACAUGCAUGGUGCUUCACACGUGCCUCGAUGAACACAAGACAGAACAGCUCGCUCAAGAUGCCCAGCAGCUUAAAGUGUCUCGGAAGAUCAUGGACUUGUGCAGGAGUUUGCCUGAUGUGGACUGGACGGUCCUGAUUGCCACACAACAUUUCCUCAAGUCAUCACAGCUCAUUAUCAAGAUGUACACUGAAAUGACCAAUGAAGAAAGGCUUACACUAUUGGAGCUGAUGUUAGCACAUCUUGAUGUGGGUGAGGAGGAGAAAGACUCUUUAAUUCCUCUGAGUCUAGCUGAGUUCCUGGCCUCCUGCUUUACUGAUCACUGUAAAGCUGUUCUUAGUCUGACCUCUGAAUCUUCAGCCGAUGAUCAGGCUGCCAUGGUCGUGAUCAGACUCUUGGACAUCCUUUGUGAGAUGACCUCGGACUGGAAAAAGUUCAUGGCUCUACAGGAUCGCUCUGACCUUUUGAGCUCAACAGUCGAUCUCUUAAAAGAGGUCCAUAUACUGGGCAAAACAAGUAAAAAUGUGUUCACAGCAGCACACGAUUUCUCCUUGACGAGGACAGAGGGCGCCGGCACCAACACCAACCCAUACCUCAGUUUCAAAUCUCAUCUCAUUCGACUCAUCGGGAAUCUCUGUCAUGGCCACAGUCUCAACCAGGACAAGGUUCGAGAACUGGAUGGUAUCGCGCUUAUUCUGGACAACUGUAGCAUUGAUAGCAACAACCCUUUCAUAAGCCAAUGGGCCGUGUUUGCCAUCCGGAACAUUCUGGAAAAUAACCCAGAGAAUCAGAAGCUGAUUCAAGGCCUUCGAAGACAAGGUGUGGCAGAUGACACAAUACUCAGAGAGAUGGGCUUCAGAGUGGAGGAAAGGGAUGGAAGUCUUCUACUCAGGCCUUUAAAGAAAGACCCAUAGUUCCCCAUCCCCGCGCUCCUCUUUGCUGUGUUAUAUAUGCUACGGAGAUGGCUUAAAAACACUCACAGAACAACACCGGGGUCAUUUUAAUUAUCCAAUCAUUGGUUGGGAGCACAAGGGGCUGGUCUGAGCUUUUGUGUUGCUCCACGCCAAGAGGAGCUUAUCUUAGAAGGAACCAUGCUGAUAUCUGUGAUGCAUUUAAGGGUCUUUGAUUGCAGCCCCCCAUGUGGGAUUCAAAUCCAAUGAAACAAGCAGAACCAUGUCUUCCUGGCUUUUCACACACUAAAGAGACUGGUGACCAACAGAGAGUAAAGGUUAAUCCCUAAUUCAAACCAUGCGCCCUCUGGAUCUGUGCAUGUAAAGUUCGCCUCUCAUACCCACGAGACUUCGCUUUAAAUAUCCUCGAAUCCGUUUACCCGAAAUGCAAAUCCCGUCAUCAUUUACUCACCCACAAAGCCUGUAUGAUGUAACAGGACAAUGUUAGUUCUUGGUCACCAUACUCUUUCAUUGCAUGAAUCAUAUGAUCAUAACAUCUCAUGGUUUUGGAACAACAUACUUUAAGCAAAGCAUCUUGGUAAGUGGCGAUUACAGUGGUGUGGAUGACACCAUAUAUAAGCCUUUACUUCCUGUCCGACCUAAUCUACACAGGAAACUCUCAAAGGCUGAGCAGACACCAGUCAUCAUUUUUUUUUCUCUCAUUCCCAUACCUCUCGAUUUCGUACCCAUCUAGUU
Messenger RNA from Paramisgurnus dabryanus, 2198 nucleotides. The record is from RefSeq and is a predicted model, not a curated record. NCBI's taxonomy places the organism in Eukaryota, Metazoa, Chordata, Actinopteri, Cypriniformes, Cobitidae.